Molecule: messenger RNA, 1918 nt
Organism: Limulus polyphemus (Atlantic horseshoe crab)
Lineage: Eukaryota; Metazoa; Arthropoda; Merostomata; Xiphosura; Limulidae
Product: acetylcholine receptor subunit beta-like 1
Exons: 2
Coding region: 103-1215 (370 amino acids)
Biological process (GO): signal transduction; monoatomic ion transmembrane transport; chemical synaptic transmission
Cellular component (GO): neuron projection; membrane; synapse
Molecular function (GO): extracellular ligand-gated monoatomic ion channel activity; transmembrane signaling receptor activity; neurotransmitter receptor activity
Source: RefSeq, a predicted model, not a curated record
UUGUUACUACUAAAUCAGCCGUUUCUUUAUUCCAACAGUGCUGAUGGGAACUAUGAGGUUCGCUACAAGUCCAAUGUUCUAAUUUACCCCAAUGGUUUGGUGAUGUGGGUCCCUCCCGCCAUUUACCAGAGCUCGUGCACUAUAGACGUGACGUACUUUCCGUUUGAUCAACAGAAAUGUGUUAUGAAAUUCGGUUCGUGGACAUUCAAUGGCGACGAAGUGUCUUUAAAGCUGGACAGUGACAACAGAUGGGUAGAUCUUUCGUCGUAUUGGAAGAGUGGUACUUGGGACAUCGUCGAAGUCCCAGCAUUCCUAAACGUCUACAACAACUCUCGAGAUAUCAAACCUACUGAAACUGAUAUCUCUUUCUACAUCACAAUUCGCCGAAAAACUCUCUUUUACACCGUGAAUCUAAUCCUCCCUACAUUUUCUAUAUCUUUUCUCUGUAUCCUUGUUUUCUAUCUUCCCGCAGAAGCUGGAGAAAAAGUGACUCUUGGAAUAUCAAUUCUGCUCUCUUUGGUGGUGUUCUUGCUAUUAGUGUCGAAAAUCUUACCUCCAACUUCUCUUGUCCUUCCAUUGAUCGCAAAGUACCUACUUUUCACCUUCCUCAUGAACACCGGCUCCAUCCUAGUGACGGUGGUCAUCAUCAACUUGAGUUUCCGAGGGCCACGGACUCAUCGAAUGCCCAACUGGAUUCGAGUGGCAUUCUUAAAAUACUUACCCAUUCUUCUGUUUAUGAAGAGGCCAAGGAAGACUAGACUGAGGUGGAUGAUGGAAAUGCCAAACUACAAAACUCACCAUCUGUACCACAGCUCACCAGAGGGCAAGCCAAGUCAAUUAAGAAGUAAAUCAGAGUUUAUGGAGCUGGCUGACAUUCACCACCCUAACUGCACAGCGGCAAGGAAACCCUCUCCAGAACCCGAGGCUCAGCUGCUGGAACCGGAGGCACAAGAUACCUUGUUCCUAACCCCCAAAGCUUACAGAGCCAUUGAAGCCAUCGAAUUUAUUGCAGAGCAUUUACGUAGUGAGGACGAAUACGUACAGAUCCGGGAAGACUGGAAGUUCGUUGCUAUGGUGAUAGACCGUCUCCAGCUGUACAUCUUCUUCGCCGUGACAACAGCGGGAACAAUAGGAAUACUCCUGGACGCACCUCACAUCUUCCAACACGUGGAUCAAGACAAGAUAAUUGAAAUGCACAAAGGAAAGCCAACAUGAAAUUCAGAAAUUUGGCUAAGUGUGUAUAAUAAUAGAUUGUUUUAACGCUGUGAGGUUAUGCGUUCAUGUUAUUCAUUAUUGUCCCACUCGGAUGUUUACCUAACAUCCAUAUUGUUCGGGUCGGCAGAGCUUAAAUAAAACUGGAUAGAACGGACAGAGAUUAUUAUUCCUGCACUGCACGUAUAAUCACCUUGUCGAAGAGACUCGGGAUAUCCUUGCAGCUACUUAUCAGACUAUUAAAAAUAUUGUAACUAGCGCCACCAGUUUGAUCUAUGACAAACCUAAAGUAUAAACAAUAUCUGUACCUCUCUAAGAGCUGUGACCGAUUAUGCGAAAAAAUUUACUUAAUUAAAUUCUAUAAAUUUCUCACAUUUCAUCAGGGCUGUUAUUCAAAGUUCUAAACGUUUUGCUUUACCAUAAAAUAUGAUGAAAGUUGAAAUCGAUCUAGUUAAUUGGCUAGAAAUGAUUUCUGGUUGGUUAUUGGAAGUAGUCCAGGUAAACCAGUUUACAGGGGUCGUUCAGACUUUGGAAAACUAGAUAAGCCGGGUUACAGUUGGAACUAUUUUGAGUAGUUAUCUAGACUUUAAACACUAGGUAAACCGGCGCACAAUUGCAAUUAGUUUAAGACAAUAAGAAUUAUCCAGACCUUUAAACUAGGUAACAGCCCUCAAAUGGAAGUAGUUUGGGACAACGGGAGUCAUCC